CUCUGGCCGCUACUCUUGCCAUUUAUGUUCACUCUUGCCAUGUGGCCGUUUUUGCUGUGGCACUCUCUCCUCUUCUUCCUCUUCUCUCUCAUCGCGCCAGUUUGUGCCAAGAAAGCGUCCAGCGAAGGCGAUGACUCCGCAAUGCUCUUCUUUCUCUUGGCCAUGCUUAGUUGCGGCCUCGUGCCAUGGACCCUCUGGGUUCUAUGGUAUUUGCUUUUCCCUGGCCGUGCAGAGGUUAACAAGGCAUUUCCUGUGACGAGUGAGCAUGGGCGAACGAGGUUUUGCCGUACCCAAGCUAUGCAGGAACGUCAAGAAGCUGAUAUACGAAAGCUGAAGACCAGGCAAAUUUCGGUAGGCUUUGGUGCGCGACUCGUGCUGUUAGCACUUUUGUGGUGCUGGCUUGUCUACAUCAUGAUGCAGGUGCGCCAAGUACUUGCCACCAGCGCACUGUACCAAAACUUCGAUCCCUACGCUAUCUUGGAAGUGGGGGGAACCUCUUCCAGUUCGCAGAUCAAGAAGGCAUUUCACAAGCUCUCACUGAAGUACCAUCCGGAUAAGAAUCCGGAUGCAGCUGCAGCUGAGAAGUUUAUCCUCAUCAAGAAGGCCUACGAUGCGCUUACAGACCCAGUUGCCAAGCGCAACUACCGCCUUUACGGGAACCCUGAUGGACCCACUCGGGUGGAACUUAGUGUGACAUUGCCCACAGUGGACAAGGAGAAGCAAGGACUGGUGCUGGUCCUUUUUCUAGUGCCUUUUGUUAUCGGCGUACCCUUGAUGCUGCUAUACUGCAUGCAGUCCUCCUCCGUGGAUCCUAAUGGACUGCCCCCUCUCACCAACGAGGUCCUGCAGAAUGGUCUGGGAGAGGCACUCGAUGUUAGAGCUGCGCAGGAGCUCUUGCUGCUAGCGAGUCAACCAGAUCUGCCGCCAGAGCCUAUGGUGCACGUGUGCGCUAUAGACUAUGCUGAUGUGCGAAGGCAGCUUGCGUGUCAAGGUGCCGGACAUGUGCGAAAGCGCCCACAGUCCAGGGCAAAGGACGAGAUCAAACUGCAGCAGGCAGAAGUUCUCUUUUGGGGUCACGUCCUACGGCGAAAAGAUCUUCUGCGUGAUCUGGAUCUUUUGGAGUCUGCCCUCCGGGAGUGGGAGAAAACAUGCAAAGCUUUGCUACAACUUGCAGCAAAGAAAGGUUACUCACAGACUCUGCAAAGCACCCUUGACGUCUUUCGUGGUCUUGUCCAGGCUAUAGAUCCUUUCGGCAAAGGUGCAGGCUGUAGUGCAGGCUCCUUGCUGCAGAUCCCGCACUUCAGCAGCGAGCAAACACGGCUGUGGCAGAAGCGUCACAAGAAAUAUGCAACGCUGCCAACAUUUCUUUCCAUGCCGUCGCAGGAGCGAAGCAGUGCUUUAUCUGCCGAGGACAUAGGAUUCACGGCCAGCCAGAGAGCAGAUAUCGAUGAAUUCGUUGCUUGUGCUCCUCAAAUGCAGAUCCAGGCAGCUCGCGUCUUCGUGCAGGGCGAAGAUGAGAUUUGCAUUGGUGAUGUUGCUACCCUGGAACUGAGGCUUUUACGCAGCAAUCUUCAGGAAGGGCAGGCAGUUGGCUAUGCCCAUACUCCACUGUUCCCGAGUGCUCAGGUAAGAGAAGCCUGGUGGGUGACCUUUCGCCUUCCUGGCAGAGGCAAGAGUGGUGUGAGCGUGUGCUCGCGCAUCACCGAUCCCUCCAGGGAGGUAGUUGCCCAUAUCCGCUUCCGUGUGCCCUUGGCCGGAAAAUGCCGCCUCAGGCUAACGCUAUCCUGCGAAUCGUACGUGGGCCUGGAUAUGGAGGAAGUCGUUGACUACGUGGCUAAGCAGGCUGUUGUGCAUGAGCCUGACGACAAUGGAGAAAGUGGCAGUGAGGACGAGGACUUCGACGAGUGAAGCUCUUGCCGAGAAAAAAUAAUGCUUGAAAUGCUGGGGAGAAGAGUCUC
Molecule: messenger RNA, 1958 nt
Organism: Durusdinium trenchii
Lineage: Eukaryota; Dinophyceae; Suessiales; Symbiodiniaceae
Source: the annotation of a GenBank genome assembly